UUGCGGUUGCAGGAAGAUGGCGGCCGGGCGGGAGACACAGCUGCCUUGGCUGAUGCUGGCGCUGCUGCUGGGCGCCGUGUCUGCUGGGGAUUACAAGGAAAUGUCAACAAGCCUCACAUUUAACGACAUUCUCCCAGAAGAUCCGAAACUGUACGAUAAGAUGCGACCACCGAAGAAGGAUGGAAGCCCAACAGUCGUUUAUUUUCACGUUACAGUCAUGGGUCUGGAUUCCAUUGACGAAAAUGCUAUGACGUAUGCGGCGGACAUAUUUUUUGCUCAGACAUGGAAAGAUUUCCGCUUACGCUUACCAGAGAACAUGACAUCAGAAUACAGGUUACUGGAAGUUGACUGGCUGAAAAACAUGUGGAGGCCAGACUCUUUCUUCAAAAACGCAAAAGCUGUUACGUUCCAGACAAUGACUAUUCCUAAUCACUAUAUGUGGUUGUAUAAAGACAAAACUAUUCUCUACAUGGUAAAGUUAACGUUAACAUUGUCCUGUGCAAUGAAUUUUAUGAUUUACCCGCACGACACUCAAGAAUGUAAGCUGCAAAUGGAAAGUUUAUCCCAUACUACAGAUGACAUGAUAUUCCAGUGGGACCCUGACGUUCCUUUGGUAGUUGAUGAGAACAUAGAGCUUCCCCAGCUGCAGCUAGUAAAAAAUUCCACUGCAGACUGUACUCAAGUUUACUCCACAGGUAACUUCACCUGUCUGGAGGUUGUAUUCGUGCUCAAACGUCGCCUGGGAUACUACCUAUUCCACACGUAUAUCCCAACCUGCCUGAUUGUCAUUAUGUCUUGGGUGUCGUUCUGGAUCAAGCCCGAGGCUGCACCAGCCAGAGUGACGCUGGGAGUGACGUCACUGCUGACGCUGUCGACGCAGCACGCCAAGUCGCAGGCGGCGCUGCCUCCUGUGUCCUACCUCAAGGCAGUCGACGCCUUCAUGUCAGCGUGCACCGUGUUCGUGUUCAUGGCGCUGAUGGAGUACUGCCUCGUCAAUAUAGUACUCGGUGACUCGGACGGUCCGAAGGCUCAAGCAGAAGCUGCCAAGGCAGAGAAAAUUUUUGACUUGGCAGCGAAGGUGUCCAGACCGGAGCGGGGCUGCGAGUCGCCUGCCCAAGUUUCAGGUCUAGAGCUCUCAGUUCGCCCUACGUCUUCGCGUCAGCACGUCAGAAGUUCAAAUGAGAAUGCCCGGCUUUUGACUGGGCAACCACCUGCACCUCCAAGACCAUCUCCAGCUCAAAGGAACAGGAUUAGAGCCAUCAACAUUGAUCGAUUCUCACGAGUAUUUUUCCCUCUGCUGUUUGCAAUUUUAAAUUGCACUUACUGGGUUAUGUUUGCUGAGUUCUUGUAAUUGUCUAUCGAUUUUCAGUUUAAAAUAUGAUUUGUUAAAGCAAGUCUCUAAAAAAUGGAAAGAGCUAAUGUGCAUAUCAUGUAGUGUCAGAAAUUUUUUAGAAGCUUCUAUUUAUACAUGGAAGUAACUUUCUGCUCUGGCACUGCAAAUAGUAAUUUUUCUUCAAUUUCCGUCUGGUUAAUGUGAGUAAAUGUAAUUGCAAGACAUCAGAUGAAUAAUUAAUGAAUGUAUAAUCUGAGGUUAGUUCAAUCACAAGAACUGCAAUGCAGUGGUACAACCAAAUAUGCUUUUUGUAAAUCCUGUACUAACCAUACAGAUUGCAAGAAUUUUCUGUCGCAACUAACUUUUGCUAAUACUGGUGCUAUGUGACAGAUAUCUUCAUAACAUAAAUCAGAACUCAUAAAAAAAUGCACAACUAGCUAUAUGUGAAUGUUAGUACAGAUUACUAGAAUGCACCUGAUGGAAUGAAACUGUAUUUGAGAUACAAAAACUUCUAUAAAUAAAAUGUUAAAAUAUAGUUGGAAUGUAAGUGUUCUCUGGUACAAUAGUUAUAAUGACCAUUUUAGUGGCUAAGUGGACCUAAAUGUCAUAAUUUAAAGAAAAUAUGGGAUGUUUAAUACUAAGUUCCUAAGAAGCUACAUGAAAAAGAGUUCAUAAAUUUAUUGUAUAGUAGCAGUCUGUACAAUGUCACAUGCCACAGGUGUUAUAGGCCCUAUAGGUAACUGUUUGCAACUUACAAUUGCAAUUAAUGUCACAAAAUCAUUCCAAAAUUUUGUUGUUUGGUGUGUCUUCUUGUUUAUGUAUGUUUAAAAAUAUUUAUGCUGCGCAAGGAGCAUUUUUAAUAUAA
Molecule: messenger RNA, 2198 nt
Organism: Schistocerca piceifrons (Central American locust)
Lineage: Eukaryota; Metazoa; Arthropoda; Insecta; Orthoptera; Acrididae
Gene: ort
Product: glycine receptor subunit alpha-3
Exons: 11
Coding region: 17-1351 (444 amino acids)
Biological process (GO): regulation of membrane potential; signal transduction; chemical synaptic transmission
Cellular component (GO): neuron projection; synapse; membrane
Molecular function (GO): extracellular ligand-gated monoatomic ion channel activity; neurotransmitter receptor activity; chloride channel activity
Source: RefSeq, a predicted model, not a curated record